Lactuca sativa (garden lettuce) is the source of this 1458-nucleotide messenger RNA. RefSeq lists its product as uncharacterized. NCBI's taxonomy places the organism in Eukaryota, Viridiplantae, Streptophyta, Magnoliopsida, Asterales, Asteraceae. Gene Ontology annotation, molecular function: zinc ion binding. The record is from RefSeq and is a predicted model, not a curated record.
AUGGACAAGGUAUUCAGGGCAAAGGAUAAGGCAAGAAAGCAUAUAACUGGGGACUACACAAAGCAGUAUGAACUGUUGAGGGACUAUGUUCUCGAACUUGAAGCCACCAACCCAGACACCACAGUGAAAAUAGAUGUAUGUUCUGAGCCUAACCCUGAUUCCCCAACUAGGCAGUUUAGAAGAAUUUAUGUGUGUUUGGGUCCACUGAAAAAAGGGUUCAAGACAUGCCUUAGGGACUUAUUAGGUUUUGAUGGUGCCUUCAUGAAAGGACCAUUCCCUGGGCAAGUCCUUUCAGCAGUUGGUCUUGAUUCCAAUAAUGGAAUAUACCCAUUAGCAUAUGGGAUUUUUGAGUCUGAAAACACAGAAAGCUGGAAAUGGUUUUUAGAUAACCUUGGGGAUGACUUGGACCUUGGAAGAAACUCAAAUUUUACUUUCAUAAUUGAGCAAAUUGUUCCCAAUGUUGAGCAUAGAUAUUGUAUCAGACAUAUUCAUGACAAUAUGAGGAAAAGAUGGAGGCAAACAGAGUACAGGGACCACUUAUGGAGGUGUGCAUCAGCUACCACCAUUCCUGAGUUUGAACAUUUGAUGAAGGAGUUUAGUCAGUAUGAUAAGGCAUGUGAAUGGUUGAAGCAAAUUCCUCCUAAACAUUGGGCAAGGAGUCAUUUUUCAGGAAGAGCAGUUUCUGAUGUGAUGAUAUCAAACAUGUGUGAAGUGUUUAAUGGGAAGAUAAAGAAAGGAAGGGAUAAACCUGUCAUUGGAUGUUUAGCAUUCAUAAGGGAGUAUCUAAUGAAGAGGAUAUGCAAUGUCAUGAAGGAAAUGAAAAAGGCUAAAGGUCCACUAACAUCCACAGCAACAGACAUCCUAGCUGCAAGAAAAGCAGUUGCUUCACAAUACAUUGCUAGGUGGAAUGGGGGAGACAAGUAUCAAGUCACAGGAGCUUUGCAGGAUCAACAUGUGGUUGAUGUUAGGAACAAAACAUGCACUUGCAGAAAAUGGGAAUUAAUUGGAAUUCCAUGCAGACAUGCAAUUGCAACUCUGAAUGAGAUGAGUAAAGACCCAGAGGCUGAGCUUGACAUUUACAAAUGGGUUCACAAGGUGUAUUUUCUAGAGACAUGGAAAAAGGCUUAUUAUUUUAAGGUGGAUCCAAUUAAGGGUAGAUCCAUGUGGCCCAAAAGUGAAUGUCCCACAAAGCUAAUCCCUCCUCCACAUCGCACUCAGGUGGGAAGGCCUAAGAAAAAGAGAAGACAAAGUGAGGGUGAAAGGUUAAGCAAAAAGCAUAAGGCAAGUCAAGGUGAUGGAGUGAAUGCUGCACAAGAAGGAGGUUCCCAAAAACCAACAAAUGAUGGAGUGCAGAAGCUAUCAAGGAAGCAUAUCAGUGUUACUUGUAGCAAAUGCAAGAACAAGGGACACAACUCUAGGACCUGUAAAGGGCAAGGUGGGAAUCAAUCCAAGAAGUAA